Molecule: messenger RNA, 706 nt
Organism: Canis lupus familiaris (dog)
Lineage: Eukaryota; Metazoa; Chordata; Mammalia; Carnivora; Canidae
Product: 40S ribosomal protein S23-like
Exons: 1
Coding region: 1-474 (157 amino acids)
Biological process (GO): translation
Cellular component (GO): cytosolic small ribosomal subunit; ribosome
Molecular function (GO): structural constituent of ribosome
Source: RefSeq, a predicted model, not a curated record
AUGCCUCUUUUUUGCUCAGGGAAGUGUCUCUGUCCCACCAGGAAGCUCUGCAGCCAUGGACAAGAUCAGAAGUGGCAUGAUAAACAGUACAAGAAAGCCUAUUUGGGCACAGCCCUGAAGACCAACCCUUUUGGAGGCAUUUCCCAUGCAAAAGGAAUUGUGCUGGAAAAAGUAGGGGUUGAAGUCAAGCAGCCAAAUUCUGCCAUCAGGAAGUGUGCUGGGGUCCAGCUGAUCAAGAAUGGGAAAAAAAAAAAAAAUCACUGCCUUUGUACUCUUUAUGGUUGUUUGAAUUUUAUUGAGGAAAAUUAUGAGGUUCUGGUUGCUGGAUUUGGUCACAAAGGUCAUGCUGUGGAUGACAUUCCUGGAAUUGGCAUUAAGGUUGUCAAAGUAGACAAUGCCUCUCUUUUGGUCUUAUACGAAGGCAAGAAGGAAAGACGAAGAUCCUCAGUUUUGAUGGUGAAAACACAACAGUAAAUUUUCAUUUACCAAAAAAAUAUAUUUCUAAUGAUGAAAAAUAGGUAGCCUCACUUAAAAAAAAACAAUAAACUGAAAAAUAUAUAUAUAAAAUUAAACCAUCUAUAAUCCAACCAUCAAGACUAACCAAACAGCUUGUAUCACCAUGCAUUCCUCCCAUCUGGUCUCCUAGGCAUCUACCCUUAGGAAGCUGACAAUCACACUGAAAAAUUUUCCAGACUAUUUUCUUAUA